GUCAAGAACGAUUUGGUCUUUUUUUCUUUUCCUCUCUCCCUCUCUUUUUCUUUCUCUCUCUGCUGUUUAUUACAACGCUGCAUUAUGGCUACCACGACAGAAACACCUUUGGACUUGUCAAAGCUCCAUGCCUUGUCCCAUGAAGUUAUCUCAAAACAGGCUACGAUCAACAUCGGUACCAUUGGACACGUAGCUCACGGUAAAUCGACUGUGGUUAAGGCCAUCUCAGGAGUUCAGACUGUUCGUUUCAAGAACGAGUUGGAGCGUAACAUUACCAUCAAACUGGGAUACGCAAAUGCCAAGAUUUAUAAAUGUCAAAAUGAGGCAUGUCCCCGUCCUGGGUGCUACAAGUCCUACCGCAGUAGCAUGGAGGACAACCCCAAGUGUGAACGUCCCUUCUGUGGUGGAACCAUGAAGCUAGAGAGACAUGUCUCGUUCGUCGACUGCCCUGGACACGAUAUUCUCAUGGCCACCAUGUUGAACGGAGCAGCUGUCAUGGAUGCAGCUUUGUUGUUGGUUGCAGCUAACGAAUCUUGCCCUCAGCCUCAAACUAGUGAACAUUUGGCUGCUAUUGAGAUUAUGAAGCUUGAGCACAUCAUCAUUUUGCAGAACAAAGUGGAUUUGAUCAAGGAAUCAGCCGCUCAGGAGCAUUAUCAGAGCAUCUUGCAGUUCAUCAAGGGAACCAUUGCAGAUUCUGCACCUAUCGUCCCUAUCUCUGCACAGCUCAAGUACAACAUUGAUGCUGUCAACGAGUACAUUGUCAAACGAAUCCCUAUCCCUGUCCGUGAUUUCACUGCAGACCCUCGUCUCAUUGUCAUUCGUUCCUUUGAUGUCAACAAGCCCGGAGCUGAGGUCGACAGCUUGACAGGAGGUAUUGCUGGUGGCUCCAUUCUCAGCGGAGUGUUAAAGCUUGGAGAUGAGAUUGAGAUUCGUCCUGGUAUUGUUACAAAGGAUAGUGAAGGCAAGAUCAAGUGUAGACCUAUUUUCUCUCGUAUUGUAACUCUUUUGGCAGAGAGUAACAACCUCAAGUUUGCAGUCCCCGGUGGUUUGAUUGGUGUCGGAACCAAGAUUGACCCUACUUUGUGCCGCGCAGAUCGUUUGGUUGGUCAGGUAUUGGGCGCAGUUGGCAAGCUGCCCGAGGUUUACUCAGAAUUGGAAAUCAACUACUUCUUGCUUCGUCGCCUUUUGGGUGUCAAAACAGAUGACAAGAAGCAGGCCAAGGUCACCAAGUUGACCAAGAAUGAAGUUUUAAUGGUCAAUAUUGGGUCGACCUCCACUGGUGGACGUGUUAUCCAGGUGAAGAACGAUAUUGCCAAGAUUGCUCUUACUGGUCUUGCAUGCUCAGAGUCUGGCGCCAACGUUGCUUUGUCGCGCCGUAUUGCCAACCACUGGCGUUUGAUUGGAUGGGGCCAGAUCACUCGUGGCUCUGCUGUCCCUAUUUGAGAAACUAGUGAUAGAGUUUAAAAGUGGAGAGUGAGGAAAGAUGCAGAAGAAUCUAGAGAGAAAUAUUAC
This is a messenger RNA of Lobosporangium transversale, 1512 nucleotides long. RefSeq names its product P-loop containing nucleoside triphosphate hydrolase protein. Lineage: Eukaryota; Fungi; Mortierellomycota; Mortierellomycetes; Mortierellales; Mortierellaceae. Gene Ontology annotation, biological process: positive regulation of translational fidelity; formation of translation preinitiation complex. Bases 85 to 1443 code for a protein of 452 amino acids. The transcript is spliced from 8 exons. The record is from RefSeq and is a predicted model, not a curated record. Gene Ontology annotation, molecular function: GTP binding; tRNA binding; translation initiation factor activity. Gene Ontology annotation, cellular component: eukaryotic translation initiation factor 2 complex; cytosol.